AGCAGCUUGUCCCGCCAAGCCCCAGCGCAACCACAAAGUAGGGCGCGGAAGCCUCCGUGACGUCGUGAAAGAGCACGCGGCGACUUCGCGCACUCAGAAAGGGGAACGCGGGAUGAAAACCGCCAAAAAAGGGAACAUCCAAAAUUUAGAGAGAGCGAUUCAAACUGAAGAAAAAGUUUACAAACAGCCACCUCGCGAAAUGAGAUCCAUAUCUCAAGAGUGACGCUUGCGUUGCGGGAAUCGUGGUUUGCAGGCGAUCGUUUGCUUUGGUCUCAAGCGAGGGGCCCUCUUUUAACGUCGGGAAAAAAAGAGAAAAAGAAAAAAAAAAAAAUCGACAAAAUGAGCGACGGCCCAAUGGAGCAACUGCCCCUACCAACCAGCCUCGCGGAGGUCGAAGCAUUGAUUCGCGCACUCUAUCAACCGAACUCUCCCGAGACCAUCUCCAAGAUCCAGGAGGUGCUUCACCGUUUGCAGCGGUCUCCUGAGGGAUGGCAGCUGGCCCAGAGCCUGAUCGCCCACCGCGAGGACAACAUCAGGUUCUAUGCCGCCCUGACGCUCAUCAUCAAGCUCAACCGAGAUAGUUCGGGCCUGAGCGAAGACGAUGCAAAGACUCUCCUCGAGAACAUCAUCAGCUGGACGAUCCAGUCGCUCGUCGACGGAGCAGGCAGCUUCGUCGUAAAGAAGCUCUGCACCGCGCUCGUCACUUUCUUCAUGCACUUCUCCCACUUGUGGCCCAACUGCAUCCGCCACUUCAUCCACUGCCUGGACCUUGGCCGGGGCGCUCCCGUGCACAGCCUGGACGACGCCCUCCCGACAGAUAUCCUCGUCAGCAAGCUGGACCGCCACAAGCUGAGGCUGGCGAUAUGGCUCGCUACCUCGUUGGUCGAAGAGGUCGGCAAGACCGACAUGAGCGCUCCGAAAUUCAUCCAAGUACAUGGCCGUCUGGUCAAGAACGGGCCCGACGUCGUCUGCCUGCUCGCCCGCGGAUUCUCCCCGCCCGAGGACAAUCCCAACCUGAAAACGCAGGGAGAGGCUCUCGGUUGUUUCCAGGCCUGGAUUCUGUAUGCGCAGCGAGCAUCCCCGAACCCAGACUUGGUAGCGCCCCUGAGACAGCUCGUCGGUCCUGCCAUCAACUGCUUCGCCGAUCCGGACCUCUUCCAAGCGACUGCCGAGCUGUUCAGUGACGCGCUCGGAAAUUAUUCAACCUUCUUCACCGACGAGCACUACGCCACGCUUGCCGCCCUUUUCGAGAGUCCCUGGGCGGCCGAACAGUAUCAGCGGUUGAUCCACGGGAACCACCAAGAGGAUGGGAUCUCGUUUGGUCUCGUCCUCCUGGCCUACGGAGACGCCAAGGUGCAGGAUCUCAUGCGCAGCACCGACAGCCGCUCCCAGAGGUUCCUGGAGAGCCUGAGCGGGCUUCUCGCCACCGACGGCUACCUCGUCGGCGAGGACUCCAUCUUUGUUCCCGCGCUUGAGUUCUGGUCUACAUUUAUCGAGACCAUGAUCGACUCCACGUACUCGGACGAGGAUGAGGCACAGGCUUGGAAGCCCUACGCCGAGCAGCAUCUCAAAACUGUCGUGAUGAACUGCUGGCGCAAGAUUCAGUGGCCCCCGGCCGAAACAUUCGCCGAGUGGGACUCGACCGAGCGCAUCGCUUUUGGGGAUGCCAGAAAGGACGUCACCGACAUGCUGCAGUCUGUCUUCACGCUCGAAGGCAUGAGCCUCGUCUCUUUCUUCGUCAACCUCUUCCUCCAAGCGCUCGCUGCGCGGUCCUGGGCCGAGAUUGAAGCAUCGGCCUUUUGCCUCGGCGCCCUGUCCGAUUGCAUCUCGGACGAUGCCAAUUUCGAUCAGGAGCUCAGCAAGGUCUUUGCCUCCCCAUUCUUCGACCUUCUCGGCCAGGCCCAAGGUCCGAUCCCUCUGCGCCUCCGCCAGACCGGGCUGGCGCUGAUCGAGCGGUACUGCGAAUACUUUGAGCGCAAUGCCCAGUACCUACCCGACGCUCUCAACCUCCUCUUCGCGGCCCUCGGCGACUCCGUCCUCGGAGGGCCGUCCGCCAAGUCCAUCUCUACGCUGUGCUCGUCAUGCCGCUCCAUCCUGACCGGCGAGGCCGGCGCUUUCAUCAACCACUACCAGACCAUCCGCAGCAGCCAGGUGCUCGACUCGUUGGCCGAGGAGCGGAUCGUCCUCGCCAUUGCCUCCAUCAUCCAGGCCGUCAAGGACGAGAACCAGAGGCUGGGCAUGUUUGAGGAGCUCUCCGGCGUUCUCAAAAAGGACUUUGAGCUCGCAGUCCAGCUCAGAGCGAACCCGGGUCUGCUAAACCUUCAGCACCCAGAUUUCCUGAGAGGCCUCGAUCCGCCGAACCCGCAGUCUGCGCCCCCGGCGGAGGAGAUCGCUCUGCAGAUCGCCCUCCGGUCCAUGAGGUGUCUUGCCAGCAUCGCCAAGGGCAUGCAGGACGUCAAGGAGCACCCGGUGGACCUGGACAGCGAGCCACGGCCGCUUGAUCCCAACAGCGGGCUCGCCCGCUUGCAGGAGAACAUGAUGCGGGUCAUGGUAGAGGUCCAGCGCGUGUUCAGUACCAGCGGGGAGGUGGUCGAGAUCAUCUGCAACAUCUUCCGCGCCGGUUUCUCCGAGACCGAGCCGGGGCCGUUCGUCUUCCCGCCCGACGCGGUCACGGAUUACUUUACGCAGCAGCGGUACGAGACGCCGCGGGUGGGCACGCUGCUAAGCACGGCUUGUUCCUUCGUCGGCAGCUUAUACCGUGGACCGAAGGCCUACGUCCCAGCGCAGCUCGCGCGGCUCCUGCCGUGGGUCAUCUCCAUUCUCCAGGCGUUGCCAGAGCCCGAAGCCGACACUGAAAUCUCGGUCAACGGCAUAAACUUUGUCGACAAGGUCAUCUCCAAAUACCCGGACGUCCUCUUCCACCCCCACCACGCCCCGCUCCUCGAGUUCUUCUUCCUCUUCUCCAUCAAGGUCCUCGACGGCAACGAGCCCCUUCCAAAGGCGGCAGCAUCCGAGUUCUGGGUGAGCAGCCAACGAACCCGAGCCCUGCUCUUUCUCCCCUCCUGAAUGAAGCCCC
Molecule: messenger RNA, 3076 nt
Organism: Thermothelomyces thermophilus ATCC 42464
Lineage: Eukaryota; Fungi; Ascomycota; Sordariomycetes; Sordariales; Chaetomiaceae
Exons: 6
Coding region: 340-3066 (908 amino acids)
Biological process (GO): protein import into nucleus
Cellular component (GO): cytoplasm; nuclear membrane
Source: RefSeq, a predicted model, not a curated record